This is a messenger RNA of Orbicella faveolata, 1500 nucleotides long. RefSeq names its product histamine H2 receptor-like. Gene Ontology annotation, biological process: G protein-coupled receptor signaling pathway. Gene Ontology annotation, cellular component: membrane. Lineage: Eukaryota; Metazoa; Cnidaria; Anthozoa; Scleractinia; Merulinidae. The record is from RefSeq and is a predicted model, not a curated record. Gene Ontology annotation, molecular function: G protein-coupled receptor activity.
ACUCUGAAUGCGAAAGAAAAAUAAAAACAAAGCUGGGAUUCUGUUUACUUUUGUUUGAGUUAAGAAUUUCUACCGUCAUUUCAAAUGUAAAAUCGAAUAUUCUAAUAGGUUGGACGAAAAUCUUUCAGAUUUAUGUUGACAUAGAAAACCAAUUAUUAUGUGCAUAUGGUUUUUAACUGAACUAAAAAUUACCAGAGAUGACAUUGGCGCGUAUUCUUAUUACAGUAACUUGAAGAGAAGUGAGCGAAAGAUGAUCCGGCCAUUGAAACUUUGAAACACACGAGCAAUAUUCGCAUAGCAGACGCUGGAAGCGUGUCAGUACCACUGUCGUAUUUCUAAUGGCAGAUUGGAAUCACUCUUGUUCGAGACAAGAUUUCCAAGAAUAUCAGUUUAUUAGAGAAUCAUCUUCACACUGGUACAUCUUCUUAUGCACCGCAAAUGUUGUUCUCUCCAUUUUCGCUGUUACUGGAAAUGCAGUCAUUUUAUUCGCUCUUUAUCAAUGCCGCUCGAUUCAUUCGCCGACAAAAGCACUUUUCUACAGCUUGGCAUUUUCCGAUUUUGGAGUGGGAAUGGUUGCACAACCGUUACAAGUUGCCACCGGUACAGCAACUCUCUAUGGAGAUCUCAAUCUCUUCUGUUCGGUUCAACCUUUUUACGCUGCAGUAGCAUAUUACUUUUGUUCAGUGUCCUUUAUAACUAUGACAGCGAUAAGUAUUGAGCGAUACCUCGCUUUACGUCUUGGAAUGAAAUAUCGCCUGGUGGUGACGGUUACAAAAGUUGGGUUGACUCUUUUCUUGAUGUGGAUGGGUAGCGUUGUAUGGGCAAUUUCCCGCAUGUGGAAUAUUCGAAUCAACAAGAUCAGUGGAUUAAUUAUCGGCCUUUUAAGCGUCGUCGUCACUUCCUCCUGCUACUUUAGGAUAUACUGUACACUCAGAGGUUUUAAAACUAGAAUCGCCAGCCAUCAAGUGCUUAGAAGGCAACCCAGAAAUGUUUUAAACAUGGCGCUGUACCGAAGGUCCGUUAAUAGCAUGUUGGGCGUGUUUGGCUUACUUAUAGCCUGUUACAUUCCCUACUUCUGCGCGUUAAUAGCCGUUGCUUUUCAAGGAUACACUGCGACAGUGGUAUUAGCGACUAAUUUAACUUCACUGGUGAUUUUUCUCAACUCGUCAUUGAACCCUUUUGUUUAUUGCUGGCGUAUUAGAGAAAUUCGCAUGAGGGUGAUUGCAAUUAUAAGAAAAUUAUCGCCGAUAUGUACGAAUACCGCUCUUCAAUAGGUCACAGCUCCAUUUUAUUUACCAGCUCAGUUUAAUUAGUUCUCUUCCGAGAAGAAACAUCGUACUGAUAAAAGUGCUACUGGUCUAUACGUGUUCCCAUGAACCAUUGUUAACUGAAAUAGUUAUUUUAUCAAGAAACGCGCGGAAACCCAGAGUGAUAUUUUAAUCCUAAAGCAAGUUGCAUUGAGUCAGACCUGCCAAUAUAACAAUCUUCAAAAAAAACUUG